CAGUUUUACAGGUUUCUAUCUCCAAACUCAAAACAAGGCUGUUUAUGAACAUUUGUCAUUUUCUCUUCUAGAAAAUUAACUUUAUAUACAUCUAUAGAUUCUCCACUUAAAUUUACUGUAAUCCCUUAAAUUCUUCUCUCUCUCUCUGUUUUUCCUUUCCCUUUCUUUCUUGCUUCCCACAUUAGUUUUCUCCAAGUAAGAUUUUUCCAGCUUCUCCUUCUUGUUAUCUUCCCACUAAAAUAACUUGUGGAUAUAUUUUCUCAGUAUCCAAACAGCUUCUUUUUCCUCGAAAGGAGCUUCAGGUGUCAUGUGGCUUUGAAAACAGAGGAGACUUGGAAAGAUUUUCUCGGGAAACUCAUUCAACCUCCCGAGAAAAUUCCCGCAGUCACGAAUUCUGUUUGGUUCACAGAAUUUGAUAAUUGGGUUUGUGUCAGAGUGAAGAUAGAGAGAGCCGAAAGAAAACAUUGGAGAAAGACAUAGAAGGAAACUACCUUUUGAAGUUCGGAUUCCAGCAUCCCUCAAAUUUUCCGCUAUUCCACGCAAUAAUGGAGUUCUACAUCUGUUUACCAUAGUCAAAUGAUCAUUUUGCCCCUCUGAAAUUCUCACAAUGGCCAAAACUCCACUCCUCUCCCUCCAAAUUCUGAUGACUACCUUCCUCCUAUGCUUCUUUUUCCUUUUCCCGCCUUCCACGUCCUCAACGGUCGAAAUCAAGGCACUUCUCGAGUUCAAAAACCAGCUCCAAGACCCUUUGAAUUAUCUAGAUUCCUGGAAAGAUGCGGAGUCUCCGUGCCACUUUGCUGGAAUUACUUGUGAUCCGAACACCGGUCGAGUCACGGGAAUUUUGAUAGACAAUAAGUCCAUAGCUGGCGAGAUACCGGCUUCUAUUUCUGUUCUGCAGAGCCUCACAUCUCUGGCGGUGACGACGAAUUUGAUUUCCGGGAAUCUUCCGGCCCGGCUGAACAAUUGCAGCAGCCUCAGAGUUUUGAAUCUCACCGGAAACUAUAUGAAUGGCAGCCUGCCUGAUCUUUCUUCUCUGACAAAUUUGGAGAUUAUUGAUGUGUCAUCGAACUCCUUUUCUGGUAAAUUUCCUACCUGGGUGGCAAAAUUAACUCGGUUGACUGUAUUAGACCUUUCGGACAAUGACUAUGAUGAGGGCGAAAUCCCGGAGAGCCUUGGAAAUCUGAAGAACUUGACAUUUCUUAAUCUGGGUGCUUCGCGGUUGAGAGGUGUAAUCCCUGAAUCGAUAUUCGAACUCAAGGAACUGCAGACACUGGAUAUUUCCGCGAACAAGAUCUCCGGCAAUUUCCCCAAAUCUAUAUCCAAAUUGCAAAAUCUCAACAAAAUCGAGCUCUAUAAGAACAACUUGACAGGAGAACUUCCGCCAGGGCUUGCGAAGCUCACUCAAUUGGAGGAAAUUGAUAUAUCGAGGAAUCAAAUGCAUGGGGAAUUGCCUCCGGGGAUCGGUGAUCUGAAGAAACUAAAAGUUUUUCAGCUGUCUCUGAACAACUUCUCAGGAAAAAUACCUUCAGGAUUCGGAGAUUUGCGUCAUCUUGAUGCCUUUCACAUCUUCCAGAACAGUUUUUCAGGAGAAUUCCCAGAAAAUUUUGGCCGGUUUUCGCCGUUGACUAGUUUAGACAUAUCAGAGAAUCAGUUUUCUGGUGCCUUUCCGAGAUAUUUGUGUGAGAGUGGGAAGUUGCGGUUCUUGCUUGCUGUGGAAAAUAAAUUUUAUGGGGAGCUACCGGAUUCUUAUGCCGCUUGUAAGUCCUUAGAGAGGUUGAGGAUCAGUCAAAACCGCCUGUCCGGGAAAAUCCCAGAUAGCUUUUGGGCACUGCCUUAUGCAAAAAUGGUUGAUCUUAGCGACAAUGAUUUUACCGGAACGAUUUCUCCAGAUAUUGGGGUUUCCACCAGCUUGAAUCAGUUGGUAUUGCUGAACAACCGGUUUUCGAGUAAUCUUCCACCAGAAAUUGGAAAGCUGACACAGUUAGAAAAGCUCCAGUUGAGUAAUAAUGAGUUCUCCGGCAAUAUACCUUCUGAAAUCGGCCUUCUACAGCAGUUGUCUUCUUUGUAUUUGUAUGAUAACUCAUUUGCAGGAUCAAUACCAGCAGAAUUGGGUGAAUGUGCUAGGCUGGUGGACAUAAAUCUUGCUCGGAAUUCUUUAAGUGGUAAUAUCCCUGAUACCCUUUCGCAUAUGAGAAAUCUGAAUUCUCUGAAUCUUUCGGGAAAUAAACUUACUGGUCCAGUGCCAGAAAGUUUACAGAAAUUGAAGCUAAGUUCCAUUGAUUUGUCGAACAACCAACUAUCGGGACGAGUUCCAUCUGAUCUUCUUACUACGGGAGGAGACCGAGCAUUUUCAGGAAACAAGGGGCUAUGUAUUGAUAAAAGUUCCACAACCCAGGUGAAUUUGGGGAUGGCUGUUUGUGAAGGGGAGCAUGGUCACAAAGGAUUUAUAGAAAGUAAACUAGUUAUGUUCUCCCUCAUACUGUCUGCCUUGGUUGUUAUUCUAGGUGGCUUAUUGCUUGUGAGUUACCGGAACUUCAAACUCAAUGAAGGCGCAGAAAAUGAUCUGGACGGGGAGAUGGAAAAAGAUCCGAAAUGGAAGCUUGAGUCUUUUCACCCGGUGGAGUUCAAUGCAGAUGAAAUAUGUAACUUGGAUGAGGAGAAAUUGAUUGGAAGCGGAGGUACAGGUAAAGUUUAUCGGUUGGAUUUGAAGAAAGGCCGUGGAACAGUGGCUGUGAAGCAAAUAUGGAAGGGAAAUGAGGUAAAGGUUUUGACAGCAGAAAUGGAGAUUUUGGGGAAGAUCAGGCACAGAAAUGUACUGAAGCUUUAUGCCUGUCUAAAGAAAGAAGCGUCGAGUUUCUUGGUGUUAGAGUACAUGCCUAAUGGUAACCUUUUCGACGCACUUCAGCAAGAAGUCAAGGGAGGGCAACCAGGAUUGGAUUGGUACCGGCGGCACAGAAUUGCUCUCGGAGCUGCAAAGGGACUGGCUUAUUUGCAUCAUGAUUGUUUCCCACCUAUUCUCCACAGAGAUAUCAAAUCAACAAACAUUUUACUUGAUGAGGAUAAUGAACCAAAAAUUGCUGAUUUUGGGGUUGCUAAGAUCACAGGAGGGUCCCCUAGGAUGUCUGAAUCCAGCUGUUUUGCUGGCACUCAUGGUUACAUCGCACCCGAGCUGGCCUAUACUCUAAACAUCACCGAAAAGAGUGAUGUGUAUAGUUUUGGUGUGGUGCUGCUAGAACUAGUUACUGGUAGGAGACCAGUAGAAGACGAUUAUGGAGAAGGAAAGGACAUAGUUUACUGGGUUUCAGCUCAUCUGAAUAACCGCGAAGAUGUUCUCAAAGUUCUUGACCCUAAAGUGGUGUCUGAUCUUGUCCAAGAUGACAUGAUAGAAGUGUUGAAAGUUGCUAUGCUUUGCACCACCAAGCUGCCAAAUUUGCGCCCUAGCAUGAAAGACGUCGUGAAGAUGCUUGUUGAUGCUGCACCUUCCACUGUCACGUCUCAAGACAAUUCCGACAAGAAUUAAAAGGUUUUGCCCUAGUUCUUUCUCACUUUAAGCAGCUUAUCUUUUGUUCUUGAAAAAUUUUGUGCAAAUUUUAGGUCCGGUUGUGCAUGCCAGCCAAGUAUGGCAAAAUUUAUGUACUCAAUUUUAGUUUUUAUAAUUAAAAGCUUUAGUGUACCAUCGAUGGAUUGGUGUUGUAUUCCACCUUAAUUGAAGUUAUUAUUGUAUAUAGUAUAUACUGCAAUCUUUGACGGAACUUAUUGGCAUUACCCAUCUUUUAAUAUAAACCGUAUUACAUUUUUUUUUUUUU
Cornus florida is the source of this 3806-nucleotide messenger RNA. Its product is annotated as receptor protein-tyrosine kinase CEPR2-like. The transcript is spliced from 3 exons. The record is from RefSeq and is a predicted model, not a curated record. Gene Ontology annotation, biological process: protein phosphorylation. Lineage: Eukaryota; Viridiplantae; Streptophyta; Magnoliopsida; Cornales; Cornaceae. Gene Ontology annotation, molecular function: receptor serine/threonine kinase binding; ATP binding; protein kinase activity. Bases 608 to 3520 code for a protein of 970 amino acids.